Epinephelus fuscoguttatus (brown-marbled grouper) is the source of this 4365-nucleotide messenger RNA. RefSeq names its product receptor-type tyrosine-protein phosphatase epsilon-like. Lineage: Eukaryota; Metazoa; Chordata; Actinopteri; Perciformes; Serranidae. The record is from RefSeq and is a predicted model, not a curated record. The transcript has 21 exons. The coding region runs from base 532 to 2574 and encodes 680 amino acids. Gene Ontology annotation, biological process: protein dephosphorylation. Gene Ontology annotation, molecular function: protein tyrosine phosphatase activity.
GGGGAGGGUCUCCAGUCUCCACUCUGGCUGCCAUAACACAGCUCAGCUCAGGCAGGCAGGCAGGCGGGGGGAAGCGCAUCAUCCUCAGAGAAACAUGAUCAUCAGGGGAACAUAAACGCGUUAUUCGCCUCCGAUCAGAUGAUUCGACAACUCCAUGCGUUUUGCCUUAUCCUCCAAAGGACAUAACACAAGAGGCAGGCGUGCAAGGAAAGACACAAGCCGACAUCAUCAGCCGCUGCGCCGCUGUGUGAGGCGAGGUCAUCGCGGAGUAACCAAGGUUCCCAUGAUCCCCUGUGCCUUGAUCCCAGUCUAAACUCUCAAAACGACCUCAAGCCCCACCACUGACCUCAGUCAUCUCUUCAACCAGCACUGUUAUUGAUGUCUCAGAGAGGAUGUGAGUAGGCGAAGGACUGAGGGUAGAAACCCCCCCCACAAUAAGUCCAACCAAGAAAGGAACAGGGAUCACAUGGCUGCUAUGGACUGACGGGUCAACUGAUACCAGAUCACACUGGCUUUGCUUGGAAGUUGACAAUGGUGUUGUUUCUGAUUGGGAUCUCUAUUGCUGUGAAUAAUUCAUCCCAUGAGAACCAAACUGCAGAAAACCCCACCCAUCAGGGUGCUCACGUGCUGCCCUCAACACUGGUCAUCUCACUGCUUCUCAUCAUCGUUGUCCUGCUGACAAUCUACUGUUUAAGGUUCAAAAACCACAGGAAAGCUCUGGUUACCUCGGUGGACAAAAAGAUUCCAAAUGGCUUCUUGGAGGAACAAGGAGAGCAGACAGUGGUCCUCCUCCCCAGAUCUCCCUCACCAUCCAAGAGGUACUUCCCCAUCCCUCUGGAUUCACUGGAGGAGGAGUACCGGAUACGCUCUGCAGACGAUGGCAAGCUCUUCAGAGAGGAGUUCAAUUCGCUGCCGUGUUACUACCACCACGGGUCUUUUGAGGAGGCGAGCAGAGAGCACAACAGAGAGAAAAACAGAUACCCAAACAUUUUACCAUACGAUCAUUCAAGAGUCAUUUUAAGUCAUCUUGAUGGACAUCUCUGUUCGGACUACAUUAAUGCAUCAUACAUAGAUGGCUUUAAAGAGAAGAACAAAUUCAUUGCAGCUCAAGGCCCAAAGCUUGAGACAGUGGCCGACUUCUGGCGGAUGGUCUGGGAACAGAAAACAGCAACUAUAGUAAUGCUGACCAAUCUAAAAGAAAGGAAAGAGGACAAAUGUUACCAGUACUGGCCAGAAAAAGGCUGCUGGAUGUACGGGAAUAUCAGGGUGGCGAUGGAGGACUUCACCGUACUGGUGGACUACACCAUCAGAAAAUUUUGUGUUCAAUAUCAGGGCAGUGAUGGUCCCCGAGCUCCACGGCUGGUCACCCAGCUCCACUUCACCAGCUGGCCAGACUUCGGGGUGCCAUUCUCACCCAUCGGCAUGCUGAAAUUCCUCAAGAAGGUCAAGGCUGUCAAUCCGUCAUAUGCUGGACCUAUUGUUGUGCACUGCAGUGCCGGGGUGGGGAGGACUGGGACGUUCAUUGUCAUUGACAGCAUGAUCGACAUGAUGCACAUGGAACAGAGGGUGGAUGUCUUUGGCUGUGUGAGCAGAAUACGAGAGCAGCGCUGUCAGCUCAUCCAGACAGAUAUGCAGUACUCCUUCAUCUACCAGGCUCUGUUGGAGUACUAUCUGUAUGGAGACACGGAGCUAGAUGUGUGCUCUCUGGAGGGCCAUCUGCAGAGGCUUCACAACACCAGGGCUCCCCACGACAGGCUGGGCCUGGAGGAGGAGUUCAGGAAGCUGACCAACGUUCGUAUAAUGAAGGAGAACAUGAGAACUGGAAACCUUCCUGCCAACAUGAAGAAGAACCGCGUGCUUCAGAUCAUACCAUAUGAUUUCAACCGAGUAAUACUCUCAGUGAAAAGAGGACAGGAGUUCACCGACUACAUCAAUGCCUCCUUUAUUGAUGGCUACAGGCAGAAGGACUAUUUUAUCGCAACCCAGGGCCCACUGUCUCACACAGUGGAGGACUUCUGGAGGAUGGUGUGGGAGUGGAGGUGUCAUUCAAUCGUUAUGCUCACCGAACUCAAAGAGAGGGAGCAGGAGAAGUGUUUCCAGUAUUGGCCAUCAGAGGGCAGUGUAACAUUUGGAGAUUAUACUGUGGAGCUGACUGGAGAUACACAGUGUGAAACCUUCACUCUCAAAGACAUGGUGCUCACCUACAGACCAGAAAAGCAGUCACAACACGUCCGACACUUCCACUUCCACGGAUGGCCUGAGAUCGGAAUACCAGCCGAGGGAAGGGGGAUGAUUGACAUUAUUGCCGCUGUGCAGAGGCAGCAGCAGCAGUCUGGAAACCGUCCCAUAAUUGUGCACUGCAGCGCCGGUGCAGGUCGGACUGGUACCUUCAUUGCCCUCAGUAACAUUCUGGAGAGGGUGAAAGCCGAAGGCCUCCUAGACGUUUUUCAGACAGUCAAGAGUUUACGCAUGCAGAGACCACACAUGGUUCAGACUGUGGAGCAAUACGACUUCUGCUACAGAGUGGUUCAGGAUUUUGUUGACAUUUUCUCAGACUACGCCAAUUUUAAAUAAUACCUGUCAGAUACUGCUCUGUGUACUUCUGUCAGAUUAACUUAUGCAUUUUUUUCUGAAUGUUGUUUUCUAAAGCAAGCUCUUUUUACAUUUUGCACUUGAUUACAGAUCUAAAAAAUAAUUGUAACAUACUGUAUUAUAAUUGAAAACAUCUGUGCUCCAGGAGAGUCUGCCUCUUCCAGGAAGGCUUCAUCUUUAACAAUGUAAAAUAUAGAAAUUAAAGUGGGUUAUUAAUGGGUCGGUAAAAAAUAGUUUUAUGUUGCCAGUGCAACAUGGUGAGGGUGAAUAAAGGAAAUAUUCUAAGACUGUAUUCCAACUUUAUCUAUAUAAAUAAUGUAUAUAUAAUGUAGUAUGUAUUGCUCACUACCUGAAAUGCAUCAUUAAUGUGUUGUACAUGCAUUCUCUUUUAUUUCUGCUUUUGUUUGUGACCACGAUGCCUGUGGUUUACAGUCGUCUUGUAUUUUAUGCUGUCCUCUGAACAUGUUUGUUUGCUACGAGGAGAAUAAAUUGUGUGUUUGAUAAGUAAGUUAAAAUGAUUAAUGCUUUUGCUAAAACGAUGUUCUGUCCGACACAUGCGAAUAAUAUUUACGAUCGACCUUUAGCUCAAACAAAAACACGAAACUCGAGCUACAUUUCAUUCCUGGUAGAAGCCGCAAAUUACUUCACUUCUGUCUGUGAAUAACUUAACAGCUGCUGCCUGUUGCAAUUUUAUUCAACUUCACCAACUUUCUUGUGUUGCCUGUGGCAAUAUUACUUAGUGGAUUGGUGCCUGACGCUGCAAAAUGCAAUUAGCCCACAUUGGAACAGGCAGAAAAUAAUGUAUUCCUGUAUGACAUGAAUCCAAACCCAUCAUUCUUAUAGAUGUUUCAGAGCCAAAUAUUACAUCCAUACAUUUUUAUACACAUUAACAAGCCGAAUUUACACGUGCAUGUUUGCAUAAAGCAGUGCCAUAUUGAUCAGACAGUCGCUUCUGAUCAUGAGAAACUUGUCACCGAGUGACACAAUUUUAAUAUAAGCCAGAUGUUUAUGUUUAGUUUAAUAUAAUAGACACGUUUUUGGAGGUGUAUUGUUUUUGAAUGGUGGUCUCCUGUAAGGGUCAUCAAUUCAUUGCCUGGUCAAAAUGUACCAUCAUUUUAGUUGCAAGUAAGUGUGUAAGAAAUCAAGGAGACUGCAGAAAUGUGUGUUUUAAUGAAAGAGCUGAUAAGACAUGCAGUUAAACUUUGUCUGGGAUAGUUAAAAAGCAUUCAACCAGCACUCAGCCAAAAUAUGAAAUAUGCACGCACAGGCAUUUUGACAUAUUUUGACUACUAUACUUAGUCUUAGUUUCAUAUUUAAACAAGGAAACCCCAGCAUUGCUGUAAAAUCAAAAGCAUAUAUUUUUGCAAGGCUUCUGCUUACUUCUUUGUAGAACAGUGAGCUCUGAAGUCUUACGUUUGGGUAAAGAACUUUCUUACUGUGUUUGUACUUCCACUCAAUCGUAAGAUGAGUUUACUGUAUACAUGACACACUGUUCAUUUUGUUUAUUUCCUGUACAUAAAUUCUUGUUGUCAUUCACUGAUGUUUACUGCAUUGUUGAGUUCAUUUUAAUGUAUUGCCAUGCUGAAAAAACGAGACGUACUGGGCAGUGACAGUGAGGCCUUGCAGCUGAUGUAACAUAAAUGCACAAGCAUCUCGUUUCAAUGAUGUUUCUGCCUUUUGAAUCUGUACGGAUUUGAACAACUAUUUGUUUGCUAAAAGCUGAUUCCAAUAAAUUAUAGAUGGAGAGAAAUGCCAGAUUUCAUCUUAAUGUCG